Molecule: messenger RNA, 2319 nt
Organism: Pogona vitticeps (central bearded dragon)
Lineage: Eukaryota; Metazoa; Chordata; Lepidosauria; Squamata; Agamidae
Gene: TATDN3
Product: TatD DNase domain containing 3
Molecular function (GO): hydrolase activity, acting on ester bonds
Source: RefSeq, a predicted model, not a curated record
UUGAGGCAAAGCGCGGAGGCGAAGAUGGGGGUGCGCUGAAAGAACGGGCUCGGCCAGGAACGGAGACUGCGGCGCUUGGAGUUCCGGGGGGGUGUCAAAAGAUGGGGGCGGUGGACUGCCAUUGCCACCUCGCGGCGCCCGAGUUCCAAGGGGACAUUGAGUAUGUAUUAGAAGAAGCAAAGAAGUCCAGAGUAUUGGCCCUGGUGGUAGUAGCUGAACAUGCAGGAGAUUUUGAGAAAAUUAUUCAACUUUCAGAAAGGUACCCAAGAUUUGUCUUUGGAUGUCUGGGCGUCCAUCCAGUUCAAAGCAUUCCAGCAGGAUCUGAGCGCAGUGUUACUUUAAAGGAUUUGGAUGAAGCAUUGCCACUCAUAGAACUUUAUAAGGACCGCUUGCUGGCCAUAGGAGAGGUUGGUCUGGAUUUCACACCCCGAUUUGCUAGUGCUGAUGAGCAGAAAGAAGAGCAAAGACAAGUCUUGCGCAAACAGAUUCAAUUAGCAAAACAACUAGAUUUGCCUCUAAAUGUCCACUCCCGCUCAGCUGGAAGGCCAACCAUUAACCUCUUAAAGGAGCAAGGUGCAGAAAAAGUGCUGCUCCACGCAUUUGAUGGCAAGCCGUCAGUAGCUUUGGAAGGGGUCAAGGCAGGAUACUUUUUCUCUAUUCCUCCUUCCAUUAUAAGGAGUGAACAGAAGCAGAAGCUGGUGAAGCAGCUGCCACUAGAAAGCAUUUGCUUAGAAACUGAUUCUCCUGCAUUAGGACCUGAAAAACAGGUGAGAAAUGAACCAAAGAAUAUCUUCAUUGCUGCAGAAUAUAUUGCUAAAAUAAAAGAAAUAUCAGUGGAAGAAGUUUUAAACAUCACUACACAGAAUGCACUGAAGGUCUUUCCCAAACUGAAAACUUUCCUCGGGAAAUAGCUAAUAUUUUGCUGUGAUAUUCUUCUGAUCCAGCUUUGAUGUACAUCUCAGUGGAACUUCCCAUCCUGCCUGAUAUCAAGUUAUAUUGAUUCUGUUUUUGACUCUUCCAUCAUGUCGGUUGAUCAAGAAAGCUAUGUACCAAACAAUGCCAUUGCAUUUCUCUUAAUACCAUUUUCCCCCAGAACUUUCACAUUUGCUUAUUUAACAGUGAAUUAAUGAAAAGCACAGAAACAGAUAUUAGUGAUAGAAUCAAGCCAUUUAAUUCUCAUAUUUGCAUGCCUGCUCAUCCAGAUGUAAUUUUGUCUUUUAUAUUCACAGUACAGUAGUGCAGGCUGGGUUAGCAGAGAAAGAAACAUGUCAUUUUGGGAGCAUUUUAGCAGAGUAAGGAUUCGAACCUGAGUUUUCCUCUGGAAUUCUAAUUCCUUACCAUGGGUUUGCAGCUAUGCAAGGAACUGCAUGAGAAGGUCAGAACAAACGUGAGGCAAUUAGACUGAGGGGGUGAGAUACCUUGACAUAGUUGCAAACCUUUUAAAAGAAUCUGGAUUGUGCAAUUUCAGAUCCCCUUACAUACAAACCUCAUCUGACUAAAGGGUCAUUUCUCAUUCACUUAGGAUUGCAUAAUAUUUUUCCUACACUUGACUACAUGGAUUUAAAGUAUGGGUAUAUGAAUUUAAAAGACAUUCAAAUUAAGCUGUAUCCUGAAACAAUUUUAGUUUGCAUCUUAGAGUCUCCCUGGGUCCAUUGGGAUGCUUAAUAUGAGUUUGUAACUUGAUUUUCUGCAGGCCCCCCAUUUCUUUGGAUGGUACAAUACUACUUAGUACAUCUAUUUUUAAAGCAGAAAUUUCCAAUUUUUUUUUCAGCAUCACACACAUCCCUUUUUCUAAGAAACCCACAUGCCACUCUGGCUCUCCUUUACUGUCCUCCAAACCCUUUUAAAAUAUAUUUAAAAAUUAAAAAUAAACACAAACAAUCUAAAUAAAAAUCAAAACUAUUUUAAAUGCUUUAAAUAAGAAUAAACAUGAAUUGUUUUUAUUGAGAAAUCUGCAAUACUGGUUCCAAUGAAUCUCACAAUCCUGCAUCCCCUUAGAAUUUCAUAACAACUUUCUAGGGUCACUCCCCUCAGUUUGGGAACCAAUCAUUUAAAGUCACAUGCACUCCUACUUUCAGGCUUCUGUAGAAAGGACUCUGGCAAAACAAUGCUACUGUAUUUCCAAGUCAAGAAAAGAGUUACACAAAAAGCUUUAAAUAACUGAUUAAAAAAAAGACAUAGCUACUGCACAGUAUCAAGCAGUCAUUGCUAUUUCUCAAGUACUGCAUCACAAAGGUCUUUGAACUAGUUCUGUGUACUAAAAGUUAUGAAUUUUUAUGUCACCAGAACCAUACAAUCAACAAUAAGGAGGACUGUCAA